This is a messenger RNA of Plodia interpunctella (Indianmeal moth), 2381 nucleotides long. It is a transcript of the gene Uba4, whose product is annotated as Ubiquitin-like activating enzyme 4. Gene Ontology annotation, molecular function: URM1 activating enzyme activity; thiosulfate-cyanide sulfurtransferase activity; adenylyltransferase activity. Lineage: Eukaryota; Metazoa; Arthropoda; Insecta; Lepidoptera; Pyralidae. Gene Ontology annotation, biological process: protein urmylation; tRNA wobble position uridine thiolation. Gene Ontology annotation, cellular component: cytosol; cytoplasm. The record is from RefSeq and is a predicted model, not a curated record. Bases 134 to 2047 code for a protein of 637 amino acids. The transcript is spliced from 10 exons.
AACGUCAAAAAGUUAGGAUAACAAAUUUCCCAAAAUUCUAAUCCAACCAAACAGAACCAACAAAAAUCCUACUUAACAAAAGAUUUUAUAGGUGAUAAUUUAAAAAUAAGCUCAACUCUGAAACCAUUAUAAAAUGGAUCGAAUGAACCAUUUGGAGAGUGAAAUAACAGAGUUGCGGCAACUAUUAAAUGUGAAAGAGAAAGAACUCAACAGCUUACGAAAGGAAUUGAUACAGCAGUAUCAAACUAAUGUAAUACAGCAGACAGACAACCAACAUCAACAGUUUGAAAUGCAAAUGAACAAAUCCCUGUAUGGAGACCAAUUGCCUAAGUGGGCUAUUGAAAGGUACUCCCGUCAGAUCCUUCUAUCUGACAUAGGAGUGAAGGGACAAGAGAAGAUUUGCACAGCCAAAGUGCUCGUUGUGGGCGCCGGGGGGCUGGGGUGCCCGGCGGCCAUGUACCUAGCAGGGGCAGGGGUUGGAGAAAUCGGUAUCGUGGACUACGAUACAGUGGAACUGACAAACAUACAUAGACAAAUUUUGCAUGGUGAAUGUGAUCAGAAUAUGAGCAAGGCUGAAUCUGCGGCACAGAGUCUCCGAAGCAUAAACUCACGAAUAACAGUAACUCCAUACAGCGUGCAACUCAGCCCUACGAAUGCCAUAGAAAUAAUAUCUAAAUAUGACAUAGUGUUGGAUUGUACCGACAACGUGCCUACGAGGUACCUACUGAACGACGCCUGUCUCACUACCAAGAAACCACUAAUAUCAGGCAGUGCACUCAAAAUGGAGGGCCAGCUGACCAUAUACGGGUACAGGGCCGAGAAUAAUCCUAACGAAAAGGAUUCAGCUUACAGAAGUCCCUGCUAUCGCUGCGUGUUCCCGACUCCGCCCGCGGCCGACGCGGUCGGCAGUUGUUCCAGCAACGGUGUGUGUGGUCCGGUUACUGGGAUUAUAGGGUCCCUCCAGGCGUUGGAAGCUAUAAAGUGCAUCGUAGGACACACGCACGAACAGAUGCUAGCGGGAAGAUUGCUUUUAUUCGACGGAGAUGACUCCACCUUUGGUAUAGCACGUCUCCGUCCUAGGAGUGAACAAUGCGCUGUGUGUUCAGACCAGCCCACCAUCACACGAUUGAUAGAUUAUGAGGUAUUCUGCAAAGCUCAGGCUAACGAAAAGAAAAAACAAGAAAUGCGCAUAAAAUCCGAGAAGAGGAAGCAAGAAAAGGAAAAAAGAAUGACUGGGCAGAGUUACUAUGGUUUUCGUGUCACCAACUCAGAUGACAGAAAGAAAUGGGUACAGGAUGUACCUAAAUCGGAACGCAAAAUCGGACCACCGUGUACAUCAGAAUAUUGCGCGAAAGGGACAGUGCGAUACUGCUCCGAGUUUUGCGAGGAAAAGAGACAGGAGAUUUUUACGUAUUUUUGGAACAAUUUAGAUUGGAAAGGGAAGAAAAAUUACGUCAGAUCUUUAGUAGACACAGUGCCUCCAAAACGACGCAGGUUAAAACAUAAAGGAGAAAUUUCUAGAAAAGGCGAUUCUAAGCUCUAUCACCUACAUAAUAAGGACCAAAGAUUACCUGUAUGUCGAACUAUGUUUUUAAACACAUUAGGAAUAAAAGAAGCUAUGGUUAGAUGUUGGUUAGUUAAAGCGGAUAAACCGAAAACACCAAAAAAACCAAUAAAAUCACUUAACGUGGACUCUUAUAUCGAAAAUUUGCCUAAAACUCAACCUAAAUGUCAAUACUGUCUAACUUCAGGCGUCACCAUAGAGUAUAUAGCUUUGGAUUAUAUAAAAAACCAAUAUCAAUUAUAUAAUAAAUAUAUAAAAGAUAUGAAGGCGAAAAACUUUAGUCCAGCUUCGCGAAAAACUUUCGCGAAAGUUGUGGCCAUGAAAAACAUAAGGAUUUUCAAACCGAAAAAUGACACUGACAUUUGCGAUUUAGUGGCUCAACACAACGUGUUGCCAGUGAUGAAUAACUACCAAAAUGUAGAAAUAGUAGAAAAAGGGCAGGACUUGAACGUUCAGUAUUAUUAUCACGAUAAUCGAUGGUAGAUUUUGCAAUUGGUUUUUAAUUUUUACGGACGUAUUCAUGGCGAGUAAAUAUCAGUUGGCAUCAAAAUUAAAGUGCAAGAUACGUGCAUAGGUAUUUAUGUAUUUAUUUAUUGCCUCGUAUAACAAGAAGUGUUAUGAAUAUAUUUAAACAUUAGUUGUUAGCUAAUUAUGUUUUGUUUCAAAAAUAUUUUAUAAUAAAUCGUGGAAACUAGCUUUUUAUUCUAAUAUAUUAUAAUUUUUGUAUUCAAUUAUUCCUAAGUACAUGUGGAUAUUAUUUUUUCAUACCUGGCUUGUAUAUUGUAAAUAACUGUACAAAUAAAUGUUUUUAAUUCCA